ACGAAUAAACUAAACCUGUUACCACUGUGGGUUAACGAAGAAGUAGAAUAUGAAAAUUUCAUACAACUAAUUGAGUCUCCACUUCGAGAUGCUAAUUUUGUCCAUAUUAGAAGCCAAGUACCAAUAAUGGAGUUCCAGCCUUAACCCUGCUGCCACAACAUAUACCAACAAAGGCAAAGAAAAACUAAAACUGAACUUACUUUCGAAAACAACAAUCAAUCAAUCCACUAUGGGUUCCAGUGAAGGUCUCGCUCCAGCUCUGCCUGUUCUAGACUUCUCCAGCGAAAACUUGAAACCCGGAUCCACCGCGUGGCGCAGAACACGCGACGCUGUGCGGCAAGCCAUGGAAGAGUACGGGAGCUUCAUUGUGGAGGGCUACGACAAGAUCUCGACGGAUGUUUGCCGGGAAGCUUUCGGUACGCUCAAGGAGCUUUUCGAUCUCCCGGUGGAGACGAAGAUGAAGAACAAGUACGAGAAACCCUUGAGCGGCUACGUCGGACAGAUUGCAAAGCUUCCACUCCACGAGAGCAUGGGCAUCGACGACGCAGUCGACCCGGCCGCCGUCGCAGAUUUCACUACUCUCAUGUGGCCUCAUCAUCAUCCAAACCACGACUUCAGUGAGAAAGUUCACAUGUACGCGAAGCUGACAGGAGAGUUAGACAAGACAGUGACGAGAAUGUUGUUUGAGAGCUACGGAGUGGAGAAGUACCACGACGGUUACGUUGAGGCGACGACGUAUCUGCUUCGGCUGCUGAAGAACAGAGCUCCGGUGGGAGACGAGCCUCACCUGGGAUUCGUCACUCACACCGACAAGAGCUUCACCACGAUUCUUCAUCAGAACCAAGUCGACGGUUUGGAGAUCGAUACCAAGGACGGGGAGAAGAUGAACGUCCACUUCACUCCCACUUCAUUUGUUGUGGUUGCCGGUGAUGCCUUAAUGGCGUGGAGCAAUGACAGGAUAGUGUCUCCAACACACAGAGUGAUUAUGAAUGGGAAAGUGGACAGAUACUCAAUGGGGCUGUUUGGUUUCAGCAAAGGGAUGAUACAAGUGCCUGCAGAGCUUGUUGACGAGGAGCAUCCUUUGCUUUACAAGCCGUUGGAUCACAUUGGGCUCCUCCAUUUCUUCCGUACGGACCAAGGUUACAGGUCCGAAUGCCCGGUCAAGGCAUUUUGUGGCAUUGGAUAAGUGUGAGCGCAAGAGAGGAUUAGCUAGCACAUCGUGUGUUUACGUUUCAACACAUCAAAUUAAUGAGCAUCAACUCCUGUACCAUUUUUGCUCGAAAAAUAGAGAACCUCGAUCGGCCAUUUCAUGUGAAUAAGGAAUUUUCCUCCCUCGAUAUUGUUGAAAUUAAAGUUUAAAUUAUCAAAAUAUCUUAAAAUUGCUAGAAGCUACGUGAUUGUGCUGGAUGGAGAAAUAUCCAGAACCAAUUAGGUGUGAAAUAAAUGUGGCAGUUGUAAAAUAAAAAAAAUAAGAAAAAAUAGCAACCAUAAGCUUAAGUCGGUUAGUGGUGAUAUUUUGUAACUUGGAGCCUAUAAAUAGGCUUGGUUGGA
Messenger RNA from Linum trigynum, 1551 nucleotides. The record is from the annotation of a GenBank genome assembly. Lineage: Eukaryota; Viridiplantae; Streptophyta; Magnoliopsida; Malpighiales; Linaceae.